ACACAGACAGAGCGGCCAAGGCCGAUUGUCUUCCGCUUAGAGGAGCAACUUCAGAGAGCGGCAAUCUCGGUUGCGAGCGUGAAUUUCUCGCAGCACUAGAUGCACCUGUUGAGGCACGCCCACAGCGCUCGCCUGAUGAUCACGAGGCGCAUGCGGAUAUCACAGGUAAGCCCCCUUGCAUUUGUAUGCGCCCAGCUGAUACUGCACAAAAGAUGAAGUUUCAAGACGCUCUAUCGCGACGUAGGCCCCCAGAUAUACGCGAGCGCCGGGCGUUGCACACACCACACUCCAGUACAGAAAGCGGUCGUGGUAAAAGUGCGACAGAGGUGCGGAGCAGAGGGACCCCGUUCCACAAACUUCGUCGAAGAAAUUUUCAGUCCCCACCAGCGUCCCGGAAUGUUAGCUCAUGCUUCAGAACCAGAAGCACUGCAUAUACUGCACGCAGAAGCACAACUUCGUUAACGGAGAAGAUAAAGCAGCGCGGCGGCAAUCGUGUUCGGGCGCGCUCCACGGCAGGCAUGCUCUGCAGGCUGAUGUUGAAGGAAGGGUGCGGCAGGAUAUUGAAUGCGCUAUGCAGUAGCUUUCGCCACGGUCGUUCUUGCGCCCUAGAGCUUUACUUCACGAAGAAAAGCAGAAUACGAAGAACUUCUUUUUCGUCCUCGUCUGCGCGCUUUUGCGCUGAUCAUCUUCACAACGGCCAAUCCAUGAUGGCUGCGUUUCUCUCUUGCGUGCUGCUUUUUCUGACGACCGCGCUGAACACUCGAGAAGUCGCCGCGCAAGCCACACAAGCCGUCUUUUUCACACGCGACGGCGGCGACCGGAUCCCCUGGCAAUGCAAGCCCGACGGCGAGGUCAUCCUCGACCCCGAAGAGUGCGCUUUCGCCUCCCGAAAACUCGGCAUGGGCGGCGAGCAGCUCAUCGCCAGCCGCAAAACCGACGCGGACGGCUGGCCGGAGGGGUGUUACCGCGCUCUCCUACCCGGGCUGGAAAAGUACACCCUAGUUCUGCACAAGGAGAACCAGGGCGACAUGCCCCCUUUGCAAGCACGGUUUUUCGCGAUUUGCAAGACCCCACCCGAGGAAUUGAACAAGACGGACGCGCUGUUGCGCGGGGCACGCGGGUUCUACUCCGGAAAUUUAACGAUUGAGCAAAUCAGACACCCGUCUUUGAUAUCAAAUGCAAAAAUGUCUGGGUCUGAAAGGUUGGAACUUGUCAUGCUAACUUUGGACUCUGAAAAAAUCUGUAUUGCAUGACCAGCAAGAGAAGUCUAGUUUGUGCUACGCGGGGAGGGCAUUUGUCAUGCGGAGUAGGCAUCAGGAAGCCCUCUAAAAAUCUGUGAUGCUAGGUCGUGCAUUACAGACAUCCUGGGUCAUGGAAAAUAUGCAUGACAAACCCGGCAACAUUCCAGACCCAGACAUUUUUGCAUUUGAUAUUUGAUGCUCGGAACGAUGGAUUUCCUGAUGGCGAUCCGGGAAACCAUCGCGGAAGCCGCGUCGAACAACGUGAGUGCGAACGACGUGACUUUGAUUGAGGCGGAGUCGUACCACCGGAGGUUCAAAAACACCACAUCUUCUUCCUCACCUUUUUUCCUCCAGCAGGACGUGCGAGCAGCGGGGAUGAAAAAUCGAAAUCUUCUGCCGCAGAAGCACCUCCCGUUGCAAGGACUCGAGUUGGGCAGUAACAAUGGGUACGCGGCUGCGGCCAGGACGUCGCCUCUGAUGUCACGAACGGUGAAGCCAGCGGAGCGGAAAAACCCACUAGAUUUGGACGACCACGAAACAAUUCUGAUCGACGGCCACCCGUCGCAGAGGAUAGAAAGUGGAGCUGCGUCAAAAGAUACUGGCAACGACGAUGAUGAACUGAGGUUACUAUCUCUGGGGGAAAUCCAGAGGAACAAGCAGGAGGAAGACGCUGGGCUGUCUUCGCAGGAGAAGCAGGGGUCAACUUCAAGUUCUUUGCAGAACGUUCAGAACGGCGUUCUGUCGAGGUCACAGUCCACCGGCGGAGUUUCCCUGAUUGCGACCGAGCAGCAGAUGGACCAGGAACCGUUGCUGAGCUGUUCCGUGUCCGAUGAGGAUCCGAUGCCGAUCGUAUUGCAAAUCAAUCUUUGCUUUUGCUUGCAGAUUCUGUUGAUUUGCAUCUUUGUUAUAUGUUUUUUGCGUCUGUGAAGGUUGCACGCAAAGUUGAACAACCGAUGAUUCUGUGUGAAUUGCACGCAUUGUUGUGCUUUUCGUUUACAACAACGUAGAUUUGGCUUGGAAGUUGCUCAUUCCACGUAUCGUCUUACCCUACGACGAGAACUUCGAUUUACUUCAAAUCGCAUCUAUGUAUCAAAACAGAUCUCCCUCGACUAUGACAUUACCAUCAACUACAAAAUCUUUCUGCAAACCGAAGUCUACCUCGACGGUACACCCUCCGCAGACACCUGGCUCAACGAGAUGACGGAAAAGCUCGACAAGAUUCUGAAGCUCUCCAGCAACUCGCAGCUUACCGCGAGCAUAAAACUGAAAAACCAAGUUGCGGAGCAGAAGUUACUAGAUCCGGAUAACGGACCGUUUUCCAAGGCGAUCAAAGCGGCGGAGGGAAAAUUGAACGCCGUGGUUGUGACUAGGGCUUUUUCCUUCGAUGUGACGAGAAUAAAUGCGUUUUUCGAGAACACCGUGGAGCCGCUCGGUUCUAUCACAGAUUUGAUCACGUCCGUCGCGCAGUACGGCGCGUUUUCGCAGCAGGGAGCGGCGAGCUUCGUGUUUCAACCCAGGAUGAUAUGACAGUGCACAACUCCCCCUCCCCCUCAUUUGUCAUGCAAAAUCCCAAAUCCAGUCGCUGCCUUGUGGCACUGUUUGCAAGAGAAAUUCCGGAAGCCCAAAUAGUACUACAUGAGGCACAUUAUAGAUUUGUCUUGCACAGCCUCCAUGUGUGCUGGUGUUUGUCUUGCUGUUCAUGCCAUACAAAUUAGGGGGAGGGGGAGUUGUGCGCUCUCAUAGAUGAUUGCGGCGAAGGCGGCGAAUUUGAAUAUGACGGAGGCGAACGGAUAUCCUGAGUAAAAACGUACCCACACCAGAGUUGUAAUGCAGAUUUGCAAAGACAGGAAGACUUGUAAUGCGCAUCCGCAUGAGACGAGCCAUUUCCAAUCGUAUUUUGGAAUUUGUGAUGCUGUGAACAGGAUGAGCAGAUGAAUCUGUGAUGCGGCUGCACUUGCUAACCUGCACUAUACUGCAUAGCGCAACUUGUCAUGCGUGACUCACAAAACUCCUAGGCUUGUGUUGCAAAAUCCUCAUCCUGACUCUGGUGUGGGUACGUUUUUACUCAGGAUAACGGAAGGGGGAGUGUCAGUGUAUUGAACUUGAACUGUGCCUGCUCGUUUUGAAGAUCUUGAUCUACCUCAUGCUUCCCCCUAUUGUUUUGUACCACAACUGAAAGAACUAGAACGGCAGAGUAGUUCGAUUGGUCCGAUGUUGCAACAAGAACUGGUACACUCUGACUAUCACAAACGAAAAAAAUAGCUUCUCUACGCCCUGGCUCUCGAAGUGGCCCCGGAGACCGGGAAAGCGGACUACACGUACGACCUAGGCGUCGCGUCCCAGCAGAUGAACACUUUGAUGCACAUCACGGAAAAAAUUCUUCUGCGCGGCUCCCGCAUUUUCACGCCAGAUUCCAUGCGCAAUCGCGCGCAGGCACUGAAACCGCAGGCGAUUGGCCUCGCGAAUGAGCUAAGGGACGUGUUUGUACUGGAGAAGCAGAGACGGAAGCUCGCGUUGGAUAUGCGAGCGUUGGCGAGCUUGAGCAAGAUGCUCUGGAAACUGCGGGAUAUGGCAAAUGCGGUGAAGGUAUUGGCAGGGGCAUACUGACAACAUUAAGGUCCUUGGUGUAGUAAUUUCUUUUUGUGCUUAUCCUCAUGAAGAUCAUCAUGUGUCAAUCCUCAUCUUUGAAACCUUUUACCUUGUACUGCAUAGCAGUUUGUGAGCGAAACAAAAACAUUUACAUCAAAACAUUUACAUCAGAAGAAAUCCUCCCCGACCGCGGCGGCCGAUUUGGCGGAUUACUCGAAAGAGCUUUCCGAUCGACUUGGUGGGUGGUGGUCCAUGGAAAACGUGAAGACCUUGACGGAUUCGCUGUGGAAGCUAGACGACGAGCUCGUAAAGCUGGCAAUUCGGCGCGAAAAUUACCAAAAACAGACCAUCAGAGUGAACAAGUUCGAAAGCGAGAGCGUGAAAAACGUAUUGGGAAAUUUUUUACAGUAUUUGGUGUCAGUCUUCCGAUUUGAACAUGAUUAUGCACGUAGAUGAGUUCUUGCAGAUGAGCUCCUGUUCCUUCGCAGGAGCAAUAUCGAUUCAUCUUGCAGGAGUGCGCAAAAAGGCUCCCUUGAUUUUCUGUUCUAUCACAGGCCGUCUCAACCGCCGCGUACCUCGGCUUAAGCGCCGUUCCCGGCCUGGACAAGGUAAAGGCGUGUGAGUUCGAGGCCAUAGAGAAACCGACCACCACGACCACCACCACGCCAAAAGCCUACGUCCAUGCGGUCUCGAUAAACAUCCGCGCAAACGCUUUAGGGUCCACCCAAAGACUCACCGGUUCCUUCGUCUUAAUCCGCACCGGGGCGACUUUCGACGGCCACGCGCUGGAGGACGCCUUAGCGAACUACUUGUAUUACAAUGAAAAAUGUCCCCACCCCAGAACUUGGCAAGUUUGUCUUGCAAACCUUUCCACUAGAAACAUUCCCCGUCUUGCAUAUUUCAGCAUCACAAAUUUUCAAUGCGGAACAGCUAAAAUUUGUGUUGCGCAAGAGCCCAGCAGCAGCCGGGCCUGUCAUGUAAAAGACGCCUUACUCGCCUUGCCUAGAGCUAGAUUCUGCAUCAGAAAGAUUCAUAGUCCUUUCACGCAAGACAAAAAGUUUUCAUUUGGAAACUUUGCAUCACAAGUUUUUGAGUCGUGGGGGCAUUUUUUCUUUUGAUAACUUGCACAAAAAUUUCGCAACCUGGGAACUCGACUGGCCGAGAUUGGUCUCCGUCCCGGGUUUGGUUCGCAGGGUCGCCUUUCCCGACUGCAACAGUUUGCGGGGUUGCCUCCCCCUCCGUCCGUCCGUCGUCCGGAUCCAGAUCGGCGCGGGUUCCACGCAAAUGCCGGCGAUGCCGCAAACCCCGGCGUUUGUGUCCGCGAAAGAGGGGCGGACCCGGAUUCAGGGGAAGGUGUACCUGCAAGUCGAGCGUUACCCAAAGGAGUUUGCGGACACGAAGUCGGCCGAGUUCAAGGCGCUGCUCUCCGCCAUGACCACGGUGCUGCAGGACACCUUUCGCGCGCAGCCGGGAAACUUGCGAAUCACGGAGAUUACGCCCUUGACCGGGCCUUUGGCGUUAGACCAGGGGAGGUAUGAUGUCGGGUUCAGCGGGACGGGAACAGCGGUCGGAGCGUACAAAGGGAAAGGCGUGAUCACGAACGCCGCGUCGACCGUGCAAAACGUCGGAACGGUAUAUAUGGAUGUGGACGAAUUUUUCGUGGGUGUUGCUUUUCUACUGUAAAGGCGCACGUAUUCAUGACAAGUUGCAUGAUCUGUGUCUAUCUGUAAAAUGCGAAUGACAUUGUUCGCUGUAGCUGUAUUGCCAUUUUUGCUUUUGCUUGAUGCACGGCAAAAAUGUACGUAAAAUAUAACAUCAGAUCCCGCCGCUCCCCAGCGCCGGCGGCUUUGUGAACGGUACGUUUAUGGUGAUUAACUGGCGCAUGACGGACCCCGAGUUUGACAAGGAUGAAUUUUACGGCAUCCUGUACAAAGCCGACAAGUUUAUCGAUUUGGUGAAAUACGUCCCGCUCACCACCGACAUGCGCGACGCGUUUCCACUGUUCAAAGACAACGCCACGACAAAAGACGGAAUCAACGCAAACGUGACGAAGAUCGAGCACAUCAUGAUGAUCCAAAAUUACGAAGACACGAAGUUCAAGGGCACCUUCGGGCUGGACGUCACCACGAUGCAGCAAAAUUUCAACUGGAUGGACAGCUCCGGCGAGUUCCAGUCCGCGGACGGGAACGUGAACUUCAACUGGCAGGGGGGCCGGGGACUGGCGGCGAUGACCAUGGAACAGAAGAAAUUCUCCUCCGGCUACAACUACGCGAAGGGGUCCGCUACCCUCUACAACGGCGCCGGGCAGAUGGUCAACAAGUUAGCGGCGCAGAACCCCACCCCGUCGGGGAAGCCGCCGGCCACUGACCCAGGAGCGAAGUUGAUUGCGGACGAGAUGGUGGUGUCCUCCCGGUACAUAUGGAUUGCAAAAAUGUCUGGGUCUGGAAACCUGUGAUGCAAGGAAGGAAAUAGCGAGCACACUAUGAUGCGCUCCCCAGCAUGACACGUUUUUCGGUGCUUCUCCGUUGCGUACUCCGCAUGAGAAACCGCGUUUUUGCAUGACAGAGAAGUAGAGGACCUCUUCGCGGGCACGCAAUACAGAGUUUAGAGUCAUGCCAGACUAGCAUGACAAGUCUCAGAAUCUUCCAGACCCAGACAUUUUUGCAUUUGAUAGUACAAAGCGAACUACUUGUUUUUGGUGGAAAUGGCCCGGAUACCGGAAACGGAGGAGACGAAGGGGCAGUUUGGCUUCGUGGACUGGUUUUUCAAACGGUUAUUCGAAACCGUCGUGGCGCAGUCUACCGGUGUGGAAGGGAUCAAAGCGUACGUGAAGACCGCGGCGCGGACCGGGUACGGGGGAAAUAUUGAAAGGAAAAACGUCUCCACCCCAUAGUCAAGUUGGGAAUCUAGCAACACAAAUCUCCAAGUUUUGGGAGCUGUGCAUGACAAGUUUCUUUCUGCAGUGUAGUGCUGGGUGUUGGCAAGGGAAGCCGCAUGAGAAAGCCAUUUUCUCAUCCUGUUGACAGCAUUACAAAUUCCAAAACACAGUUGGAAAUGCCUCACAUGGAGCUGCGCAUUACAAAUGUCCCUGUCAUCGCACAUUUGCAUGACAACUCUGGGGUUGGGACGUUUUUACUCAGGAUAGGAAACCAGUUUUUCUUACUCGUGGAGUUAGCCUCAAACACGACGAGCAUGAGGUCCGACUUGAUUGACGACGCAAGCGACAAGUACAUACGGGACGCGUUGGGAAUGCCAGCGAACGAGUGCUCCAUCUGCAACCAGGUACAGAAUUUUUUUGCUUUUUCCUAUAUCUUCUUCUUCACGAUGCAGGAGCAUUGAUGAAAUGGUGACACCAGGAGGGCGUCGUCGUCGUCGUGUUUCGCGAAGAACGUCGCAUAAAGGAGUCAUGUCAUUGGCAAAAUAUGAAUUUUAUCUACAACCAUCCACAUCACAUGAUCUAUCAGAUGAUGCAAAGCUCUUCCUCCCGCGGCGGGCUGUUCCCGGAUCUUUCCGCGCAGCAGUCCUUUUUCCCGCCGGGCGGGUGCGACGACACACUGAAGGAGGUUUUUCUCGGUUCCUAUGCGGACCACGACAUGCUCGCAGACAAGAAGUGGGCGGCGAUGCUUAUAACCUUCUCAGGUGUUACAACCUCGAACGUUACAAUAGAGCUUGGAAAUCUGUGAUGCAAGAAGUGCAUGAUCUAGCCAAGUCUCAUAGGACUGCGCAUGACAAGUUCCGGAGUCCCAAACCGCACUACAAUCUGCCGAAAUUUCCGUUGCAGAAAGUGGAGUGGGCUGCGAGUCUGUCAUGCCCAUUAUGCAAGACAAAUUCCAGAUUCUAUAUCUAUUGUAACGUUUGAGAUUGUAACGUUUGAGCAGGCCAUAAUGCUGUACGACAUGUGCAUGGAGGACAGCUACGAAACCUCGAUGGUGGGCACGGUAACGCACAUCGCCGAAUUCGAAGCCUCCAGGUCCUACUUCGUGGACUUCACCGUGCACAUGCCCUUUGAAAAGGCCCAGGAGGUCCGGGAUUCGUUUGCCACGCCAGAACUGGUUUCCGGGAUUAACGUGCUGAACGGGGCGGAUUUGCGCGGGAUCAUGAUCGACGGCCAGAUGGACGUGGAGGAUCCGAGCGGCACGUCCAGCGCGGCGCUGGACUCGGCCAGCUCCACGGGCGGCGGUGCGUUGCACAUCCCGGCGGUCACGGAGGGGGUGACCAUACCCAAAGCCUUUCAAUACGGCGCGGUGCCGCAAAGCGCCGCGCCGGUAACCAUCGACGUGAAGCUGCCCGGGCCGCGGGAGGAAAUCAACUUCGAAACGGUGUCGGAAAAGCAGGCGGCGCAAACCGCGAUGAGCCAGGGCGUCACGCAAACAAUACCGUUGAACGUGGUGUGGAAGAGUACGCCGAAAUUGAUGGUGCCGGGGGCCAAAAUGGUCAGUAGGUGA
Amoebophrya sp. A120 is the source of this 8275-nucleotide messenger RNA. The record is from the annotation of a GenBank genome assembly. Lineage: Eukaryota; Dinophyceae; Syndiniales; Amoebophryaceae.